This is a messenger RNA of Sphaerulina musiva SO2202, 1379 nucleotides long. Its product is annotated as dihydroorotase. Gene Ontology annotation, cellular component: cytoplasm. The coding region runs from base 153 to 1241 and encodes 362 amino acids. Lineage: Eukaryota; Fungi; Ascomycota; Dothideomycetes; Mycosphaerellales; Mycosphaerellaceae. The record is from RefSeq and is a predicted model, not a curated record. Gene Ontology annotation, biological process: pyrimidine nucleotide biosynthetic process; 'de novo' pyrimidine nucleobase biosynthetic process. The transcript has 3 exons. Gene Ontology annotation, molecular function: dihydroorotase activity.
CCAGCUCGAGUGUUGUGUUGUAUUCUAUUACGUCUUGGCUCCGUUGGAGGUGCGAAGGGCAGGCAAGGGAGGUAGUCAAGUCCUCCGCCGUCAACACCGCCCCCCCUCCCCCCUCCUCUCCCACCGCCGCUACCACCACCGCCGCCGCCGCCAUGGCUGCAGAAGGAGCUCUCAAGAAGCUCGAUGGCAUGGAGCUGCCGGCUGCAGCAGACAUGCAUGUGCACUUGCGUGAGGGCGAUAUGACCGAGUUGGUGGUACCCACGAUCCGCCAAGGCGGCGUCAACACUGUCUUCGUGAUGCCCAACUUGGUGCCUCCCAUCACGACAGUCCACCACGCUCUACAAUAUAAACGGCGCCUUCAAGAACUAGAGCCCAAUGUUCUCUUCCUCAUGUCGCUGUACCUGCAUCCUAACAUCAGGCCCGAGACGGUGAUUGAGGCCAAGAACAAGGGCAUCAUGGGCAUCAAGUCCUAUCCACACGGGGUCACCACCAACUCCAGUCAUGGUGUCAUGUCGUAUGAGGACUUCUACCCAGUCUUCGAAGAAAUGGAGCGUCAAGAUAUCGUGCUCAACCUCCACGGCGAGCUUCCGCCCUCAGCCGGUGCCGACAUCACCGUGUUGAAUGCCGAAGAGGCAUUCUUACCGACUUUGCUCGACCUGCACAAGCGAUUUCCCAACCUUCGAAUCAUCCUCGAGCACUGCACUACAGCCGCAGCAAUCAAAGCCGUCAACUCCUGUAGCGACAAGGUAGCAGGCACAAUCACCGCUCAUCACCUGUUCCUGACUGUAGACGACUGGGCUGGUGACCCGCAUUGCUUCUGCAAGCCAGUAGCCAAGAACCCUUCGGAUCGACGAGCACUCCUCGAAGCCGCUGUCAGUGGCAACUCCAAGUUCUUCCUCGGCACAGAUUCAGCACCCCACCCCGUCAAGUCUAAGCGUAAUGACAAAGUUGCCGCUGGAGUCUUCACACAACCUCACGCCGUCGGUCUCGUGAUUGAUGCCUUUGAGCGAGGAGUCGAGAAGAAGUACAUCACCGCCGACGACGUGACUCCGGAGAAACUAGAGGGCUUCCUCAGCUCAUUCGGCCGGCAAUUCUACAAAGUCAAAGACGAAAAGAACGAACGAAUCGUCCUAGGCAGAAAUUCACAAACUAUCGCUGAAAGCCUCAAGACUGCAGAUGGUUCCGUCGAAGUCAUACCUUUCCGCCGAGGCAAAAUGACUUGGAAAACUUCUUGGAAAUGAGUUCCAAUGUUCUGAUACCUGACCGGAUUUUUUUACCAUCUACUUUGACAGGUAUAUCAUAUCAUGUACGUGAGAUGUUUCAACAAUUUCAAUAAAGAUAAAGUUUCAUCAAAAAAAAUUGCGCUCUCGAUGGAGCCC